CUUUCUGUACAUGUAGCAUGCACACCAGCAUUGCACCUUUCCUUGCAUUUGCAAUACACUUCUAAACUGCUAUCACUGCCUGAGCCCUGACUGUUGAAGUACGAGUUGUAGUGCUCUAAAAAAUAGCUGGGAAAGAGAGACCAAUAGGCAUAUACACAAGAGGAACAGAACAGCAAGCAAGAAAAGUUUUUAGAACAACUUUUAUUUGCUCUUGCAACUGGAUUUCCGAAAGUGGAUUCAAGUGAACUGUGUUUGUGUGCGCUUGUGUGGGUGUCCUGUACCCUGUAACUAUGAGAGUCACAUAUGUGCUACUUUGCGUGGGUCUGGUCCUUCUUCCUGCUUCAAUCUGUCAGUCCCCUGCUGAACGUGACACUUACACUGAGUGUACAGAUGGCUAUGAGUGGGAUGCACAGACUCAACUCUGUCGAGACAUAAACGAGUGUGAGACUAUACAGGGGGCUUGUCAGGGAGAGAUGAAAUGCUUUAACCACUAUGGUGGUUACCUGUGCCUUCCUCGCUCCGCCUCCGUUAUCACCGCUCCUGAGCCCUCCAGCCAAUCAGAUCCCAUUCUGCCUAAUGAGGCCUUUAACCCCUGCCCCGUUGGUUACAGAGCCCAAGAAGAUAGCUGUGUGGACAUUGAUGAGUGUGAAUUGAAUCAACAUGACUGCCAGCCCAGCCAGCAGUGCAUGAACACAUUGGGCACUUACACCUGUCAAUGCCCUGAUGGCUACAGCAAGAUUGGCAUAGAGUGUGUAGAUAUUGACGAGUGCAGAUACAGGUACUGUCAGCAUCGCUGUGUGAAUGUGCCUGGAUCUUUUUCUUGUGAGUGUGAGCCUGGGUUCCAGCUGGCGGGCAACAACCGAUCUUGUGUUGAUGUAAAUGAGUGUGAGAUGGGAGCACAUUGUCAGCAAAGGUGUUACAACACCUAUGGUUCAUUCCUGUGUCGCUGUGAUCAGGGCUAUGACCUGGGACCUGAUGGCUUCUCAUGCAAUGAGAUUGAUGAGUGCAGCUUUUCCAGUUACCUUUGCCAGUUUCAGUGUGUGAACGCGCCUGGAGGAUUCUCUUGUGUGUGUCCAGAUGGCUAUGAGCUACAUGGAACACGGCAAUGCCAGGAUGUGAAUGAGUGUGAGACAGGCACUCGUCUGUGUGGAGAGGGACAGGCCUGUGUGAAUAUCCAUGGGGGACAUCAGUGUGUGGACUCCAACCGCUGCCAGGACCCCUACAUGCAGGUCUCAGAGAAUCGCUGUAUAUGUGCUGUGGUGAAGCCAGAGUGUCGUGAUCUGCCCUUCUCCAUCGUGCAUCGAUACAUGAGCAUCACCUCUGAACGUUCUGUUCCCUCUGACAUCUUCCAGAUCCAGGCCACAAGUGUUUACCCUGGAUCCUACAACACCUUCCGCAUUCGCUCCGGAGAUGACAAUGGAGAAUUCUACAUACGGCAAAUCAACAACAUCAGUGCCAUGUUGGUUCUGGCCCAAGCAGUGACUGGACCCAAAGAGUAUAUCCUGGAUCUGGAGAUGGUGUCUGUCAAUCCUCUCAUGAACCACCAGACCAGCUCGGUUCUGCGUCUAACCGUUUAUGUUGGGCAUUAUGCUUUCUGAGGAGAGAUAAACAUCGAGAGAUAAAUGUAGGGGUAAACACUGAAUGACAGUAGAUUUUUUUUAUUCAGUCUAGUUCUGCAUUUGUGGCUGCUUUGAUGUAUUGAAAAUUGGCAACACAGUUCCAGAAUUUACCAGCCAAUGAUGUGAAAUCAUCUCUUUGUUUGUGGCUAACUUUGGCCUGUGAGUGUGGGUCUAUUUUGGGAAGUGCUAUAGCAUCUGAACACUCGUUCUUCUCACUUUGCCACUGCGGACUUAUUCUCACACAUACUGUACAUUUAGCACAAACGCACGCACGCACACACACACACACACACACACACACACAGGGUGAGAUUAGUCUACAUGUUACAAAUAUUUAAGGAUCAGAAAGAUAUAUCAGGAAAUUACCUGUAAGAUAUAAUUUCUUCUUUGAAGUACCAGUUUUAUCAUUUGAAGCGUAUUUAUGAUUAUCUAACCUACAUAAAGAAACAUGAAUAAACAUAAAUUAAAGAUCAAACAUUUCUCAUAUCUUUUUCUUAGGGCACCUUAAUCUGUGCAUGAAUUUUUUUUACCAAUCGUCUUACUCUAAUUCCUGCUUCGUUCAUUUGUUUACGCUCUCUGCUGGCAUGUUUUUUUCUUUCUUUCAAAGACAUUCACUAUUCUUAGUAAUGAUUUAAUACCGAUUUAAUAUGUCCAAUGAUGUUUGUGAAUGUUAGUCAUUUUAGGCAUGUUUAGGGUAAGUAAAUACAAUGUAUUACUACGGAGUCUCCACAUGGUGACAGUGUAACACUGGUGCACACGUGGUGACAUUUUCAUUUGUGCCUUGAAAUGACACAACUUUAAUUGCUUAAAGGAAUAGCUAAGGAAUUCAAGGUAAGCUUGAUCGACAGCAUUUGAGGCAUAAUGUUGAUUAUCACAAAAAUCACUUUUAACUUGUCCCCCCUUUUCUUAAAAAAAGAGCAAAAAUCUAGGUUCCAGUGAGUGAAUGUGGCCAAUCCGUAAACGUUAAAAUACUGUUUCAAAAGUAUAGUCACAAGAUGUAAACAUUAUAUGUGUUAACAUAAUUUUGGUGUGAUAAAUUCGCUUACUAACCUUUUCUGUGUAAAGUUAUAGCCAAUUUUAAAACUUUGUUGCCAUGACGACAUAAUGCCUGAAACACUAAAACAACCGUAAAACUAUUUGAACAACUUUAAAGCUGAAAUAAUACAGUUUUAACUAAAAUGAUAGAGUUUUAACAAAAUUAAUUAAUGUGGAGUAAGAAAAUUACAAGCUUCACGUUUCUGCUUUUAAACCCUCCAAAAAUUGGCCCCAUUCACUUCCAUUGUAAGUGUCUCACUGUAACCCAGAUUUUUGCUUUUUGUAAAGAAUGAGUUUAAAUACUUUUUUGUUGUAAUCAGCAUUAUGCUGUUGAUUUAACUUAACUUGGAAUAUUCCUUUAAUUAAACAAGGACUCAUCGCUGCAGUCAUGUUUGAGGUGCAGUGCCAGUUCUAAGAUUACAAAUGUGUAAUUUGUAACCAAAAUAAUCCUGCUCUACAUGUUUAUAGGUUAUUACUGGAACAACUGUACUUUAAACUACUCUGUAAAAAGUGCUAACUUCUAGAGCUAUUUCUUCCUGAUCUAACUCUUAAAUUGAGUUUUGUUGUUGUAACCUAAUUAAGGUCAGGUUGAUUCAGUGAGGUUAAAUAAUAUGUUUGACUUCAAUAAAACCAGUUAA
Xyrauchen texanus (razorback sucker) is the source of this 3292-nucleotide messenger RNA. RefSeq names its product EGF-containing fibulin-like extracellular matrix protein 2. Gene Ontology annotation, molecular function: calcium ion binding. The coding region runs from base 291 to 1598 and encodes 435 amino acids. The record is from RefSeq and is a predicted model, not a curated record. The transcript has 11 exons. Lineage: Eukaryota; Metazoa; Chordata; Actinopteri; Cypriniformes; Catostomidae.